Didymosphaeria variabile is the source of this 552-nucleotide messenger RNA. It is a transcript of the gene ARF6, whose product is annotated as ADP-ribosylation factor, Arf Arf6. Lineage: Eukaryota; Fungi; Ascomycota; Dothideomycetes; Pleosporales; Didymosphaeriaceae. The transcript is spliced from 5 exons. Gene Ontology annotation, cellular component: cytoplasm. Bases 1 to 552 code for a protein of 183 amino acids. Gene Ontology annotation, molecular function: GTP binding; GTPase activity. The record is from RefSeq and is a predicted model, not a curated record. Gene Ontology annotation, biological process: vesicle-mediated transport; intracellular protein transport.
AUGGGUGCUUCGAUUUCCAAAAUGAUGAACAAGAUCUUCGGAUCCAAGGAGAUGCGGCUGCUUAUGCUGGGCCUCGAUGCUGCCGGAAAGACGACAAUUCUGUACAAGCUCAAGCUCGACCAGGACGUGACCACGAUUCCUACCGUCGGCUUUAAUGUCGAGACCGUCACGUACAAGAACACCAAAUUCAACGUCUGGGAUGUCGGAGGUCAAGACAAGAUCAGGCCGCUAUGGAGACACUACUUCUCGGGGACCCAAGGGCUGAUCUUCGUUAUCGAUUCCAACGACCGUGACCGUAUCGAGGAGGCACGGACCGAACUUGCGCGCAUUAUCCAAGACCGGGAAAUGAGGGAUGCGCUGCUGCUAGUGUUCGCAAACAAGCAGGAUUUACAGGGUGCUAUGCGACCAAAGGAGGUAUCGGAUAAGCUCCAGCUCGAGAAAAUCGCAAAGGACCACGUAUGGAAAGUCGAGCCCAGCUGCGCAACCACAGGGGAGGGCAUCUUCGAGGGCCUGGCAUGGCUCUCGAACAACGUCAAGCUUCCCCCGAAAUAA